Molecule: messenger RNA, 1401 nt
Organism: Aspergillus affinis
Lineage: Eukaryota; Fungi; Ascomycota; Eurotiomycetes; Eurotiales; Aspergillaceae
Product: putative proline oxidase Put1
Exons: 2
Coding region: 1-1401 (466 amino acids)
Cellular component (GO): mitochondrion
Molecular function (GO): FAD binding; proline dehydrogenase activity
Source: RefSeq, a predicted model, not a curated record
AUGGGGCUCAAGAUUUCCUGGCCCAAGCGGCCAGGGCUCCUUCAUUCUGGGACCAAGCCACUCGGAUAUGCGAAGUCCUCGUCAACAACUCCCCACCAUGCGAUUCCAAUCCAAGCGGCCUCGUCGCCGCCCAGAAAGGCUCCUCUCUCGGUGAUGCCGGCGAAGACGUUUCUUCGGAGUCUGCUGUUCACGUCGGUCAUGUCGUCGCCGCUCCUGAGACCUUGCGUGUCGAUUUUGAAAUAUGUGGUCGAGUCGAAGUCGUUCCUGCUCAGUCCUUCUAAGAAUCCGAUUAUGAAUUACCUACUACGCACAACAAUUUACAAUCACUUCUGUGCGGGAACAAAUGAGAUCGGAGUGCGACGGACGGUUCAGGAUAUGAAGAGUCUAGGAUUCAAGGGUGUCAUCUUAGGAUAUGCCCGGGAGUCUGUCGCGAGGAUGGAGGGUGCUGAUUCCCGAUGGGAGACCGUGAGCCAGAAAGGGCUGGAAGAGAGUGCCGUGGAGGAAUGGAAGCAAGGGAAUCUGCGAACGUUGAAGAUGAUUGGCGAAGGGGACUAUCUUUCCGUCAAAUUCACCGGCGCCGGACCCGCGGCUGUCGAGGCUCUCGCGCGUGGCGACCUUGUUCCUCCCCCGCAGAUCAAGCAGGCAAUCACCGAGCUCUGCGCGGCGACUGCGGCACAGAACUCUCGUCUGUGGAUCGACGCCGAGCAGCAGGUCUUCCAGCCGGCAAUCGACGCCUGGACGAUCGAUCUUAUGAGACAGUUCAAUCGACAGGGAGCCGUCGUGGUACUCAACACGAUCCAGGCAUACCUGAAGUCAUCCGCAGAGAAUGUCCACCAUCAUCUGUGUCUUGCCGGAAAAGAAGGCUGGUCGUUGGGUAUUAAACUGGUCCGCGGCGCAUACAUCGCCCAUGAUAUUCGAUCGCGCAUCCACGACACCAAAGCGGAUACCGACCGCAACUACAACCACAUCGUGGAAUGUCUGCUCACUCAGAGAUUUCCACUGGGAGAGUCGGAGGGUACACCUGUGUUCCCCGACGCGCGAUUGUUCGUGGCCACGCACAAUGCGGAAAGCGUGCGGAAGGCAUCUUCCCUGUUCCAGCACCGCGUUGUGAACGGGUUCCCCACGAUCCCGAUCGAGGUGGGCCAACUGCAGGGCAUGGCCGAUGAGGUGAGCUGCGGGUUGGUGGCGCAACACCAGGCCGGAAAUUAUCUACCAGCAGAAGGAAAGCCUGUCGCUGCUAGCGCGGUCCCCGGCGUGUUUAAAUGUCUGGCGUGGGGGACCACUCAGGAGUGUCUGCAUUUUCUGCUACGUAGGGCAGUUGAGAAUCAGUCGUCCAUGGAGAGAACGCGAGAUACGGCUGCAGCUUUGAGAGAGGAAGCGAGAAGACGAAUUGGGUUGUGA